AUGGCCACCCCACGCAUAUUCAAUCUCGACUCUGAGAAUCUUGGGAGUGAGAUCGUCACCAUCUACGUCGGUCCAAAACGCAAAUCUUUCACAGUUCACAAGAAGCUGCUUUGCGAACGAUCGAGCUAUUUCCUCAAGGCUUUUGCCAGUGGCUUCAAGGAAGGUGCUGAGGGUGUCAUGUAUAUGAAAGAAGAGCAUGUGGAUGCUUUUGAGAACCUGGUCAAUUGGAUCUAUAGGGACCAGCUACCGAGCUUUCCUUCCAGGGACUUUCCCGAUAGCAUUGAUGGGUGGGAGAACUUCGGUCAAACUGUCACGGAACCGCUGUUCUUCAUGGCCGAAAAGCUUUGCAUCGACGAAAUUUGCAACAAGAUAAUGGAUGUGUAUCAAGAUAGCCAUCUCAGACUUGGACUUAUGCUUGGGAGCGAGGAGAUCAUGAGGGUCUAUGCUAAUACGCACGAAAAUACAUACAACAAGAUCGCAUACUCCAGGUUGUGUAGGGAAAUAUUAGGAAACAUGGCAGAUCUGCUCAAGUCAACUCCUGAUUUUGCAACGGACUUCACCAUACUCCAGCUCACAUAUGGUUACCGUUUUCGAGAGCGAAAAGAAGCUGAUCUUUUCAUACGCACCGGCCCGCAAAGCUUUGGGCAGUGCUUCUUCCAUACUCACUCGAAAGAUGAGGUAUGCAAUUUGGAGCCAGAAAAGAAGAAAAAGGGAAAAGUUUAG
This is a messenger RNA of Lachnellula hyalina, 723 nucleotides long. RefSeq lists its product as uncharacterized. The coding region runs from base 1 to 723 and encodes 240 amino acids. The transcript is spliced from 3 exons. Gene Ontology annotation, molecular function: protein binding. The record is from RefSeq and is a predicted model, not a curated record. NCBI's taxonomy places the organism in Eukaryota, Fungi, Ascomycota, Leotiomycetes, Helotiales, Lachnaceae.